AACCAUGGCCAUGGAACUCACAACCAACGCAACAAUACCAUCACCAACAGAAACCAACACAUCUCCAGCCAACAUAUCAUCAUCAGAACCAGAAGAAGUAUGUGAAGAAGAAGCUAACAUAAUUAUUCCAAGAGAUCGAGAUGAGUGGAUGAAAAAGAUGCGUGGGUGGCUCAUGGUCCUCGCUGUCCUCGCCGCCUCUGUGACCUACCAAGCUGGCCUUAACCCACCCGGUGGCUUCUGGCAAGAUGACUUGCAAUCCUCCAACUUCACAAAAGGUCACAAGGCCGGAAACCCUGUUCUUGCCACCAAUAGCCCCAUUCGCUAUGGCAUCUUCUUCUCAUUUAAUGCCUCAACAUUUGUGAUGUCUCUUAUAAUUAUAGUGCUUCUUCUCAAACCAUCAUUCUUCCAUGAAGAGGGAGUUGUCAUGAUUUUAAAAGCUCAGGAGCUCCUUUUUUCAUCAUUAUUUUUCUAUCAAUCUUGCACAUGAUGUGGGAGUUGUGGAAGAGUGAGAGAAAGAGGUUGAGGAGGAGAAGUAGUGUAGUCAAUAGACACAAUACCGCUUGAUCUUGCCAUUGAUAUAUAACUGUACUCAGGUUCUUAUGAACUUGACUUUAAUUAGAAGUACUAAUAAAAUGGCUUUGAGCUUUUCUUCUUUCAGUUGAUUUGGUACUUGCAUUUAGGUAGUUGUUUCCUGCGAGUAAACUCUAAUAUUUGUCAACUUAUAUGUGCUGCAUUUGCA
Molecule: messenger RNA, 739 nt
Organism: Dioscorea cayenensis subsp. rotundata (Guinea yam)
Lineage: Eukaryota; Viridiplantae; Streptophyta; Magnoliopsida; Dioscoreales; Dioscoreaceae
Exons: 2
Coding region: 5-487 (160 amino acids)
Source: RefSeq, a predicted model, not a curated record